Messenger RNA from Closterium sp. NIES-65, 2742 nucleotides. Lineage: Eukaryota; Viridiplantae; Streptophyta; Zygnematophyceae; Desmidiales; Closteriaceae. The record is from the annotation of a GenBank genome assembly.
AUGGUGUCCUCGAUACAAGCCACCACAGGAGCCCACUGGUGGCUCACGCUGAUUGGCUCCACCCUCGCUCUCCGCCUGGCGCUCUUCCCCCUCACGUGGCAUCAGAUGAGCAUCAGCUCCCAGCUCGCUGCCCUGGGACCCAAACAUGAGCAUCAGCUCGUGGCUCGAUGCCCUGGGACCCAAAUUGCCCCGCCCUUCCGUCUCCCCGGCAGUAACAUGACAUGGCAGCAGGCGUGGGCCAUGAGGCAGAGGAGGAGGAGAGUAGGGCAAGCCACUGCCCCCUCCCUUCCCACUCCCCGGCAGUGGCAUGACAUGGCAGCAGGCAUGGUCGCUGAGGCAGAGGAGGAGAAGGCGGACGAGAGGGGCGGGCCAUGUACUGAUCCCAACUCUGGCAUGACAUGGCAGCAGGCAUGGGCGCUGAGGCAGAGGAGGAGGAAACAGUUGAACGCGCCCUCUGCGCUCUGGCUGCUCGCUGCUCCUGCUGUGCAGGUAGGGUGGAAGAAGGGUGAAGUGAGGGGGAUAUUCACCCGUUCCCUCCCUCACUCCCACUGCUACCCCAUGCCAUGCCAUCCCACCGCAUCCCACCAGAUCCCACUCUUCUUCACCUGGAUCUUCACCAUGCGUCACAUGGCGCUAUCAGCGCACCCAGGAUUCGAUGUGGGCGGGUGUCUGUGGUUCGAGGACCUCACAGCGUUCCCUCAAGGCGUGCUGGGUUGGGUCUUUCCCCUCUUCAUCGCUGGAUCAUUCUACUCCUCGCUGCAGGUGAUGAUGCCGCUGCACAAGAUGGGUGUGCACACUGCGUCUGACAAGGCCAUGCUGCUUCACUCUUCAUCUCCUUCCCCUUCUCUCGAUCCACCCCCUCUUUUCAUUCCCCCCCUUCUCCUCUCCUUCCACUUCCGUGACUAUAGUCUAUACCAGGCAGUGCACGUGUACUGGCUCACCAACAACACCUUCACUCUCGCUCAUCAUCAUACCUGUUUAUCCACCUCCACCUCUUUCUACCCCUCUUUAACUCGUUUCACUGUUGUCCACUCCUCCUUCCCCACACCCCAGGCAGUGCACGUGUACUGGCUUACCAACAACACCUUCACUCUCGCUCAGGUGCCCACCCUACCCCUCUGCAUCCCUUCCCAUCAUUUCCUUCACUCCCCCUCCCUUCACUUCCCAUCCCUUCACCUCCCAUCCCUACCUCUCCUGCAUCUUCCCUUCCCAUCCUUCCCAUUCCUUCCACCCUUUUCGUCCCUUGCCAUCUCUUUCCAUCCCUUCUUAUCCCAUCCAAUUCUUUCACCUACCUCGCCUUCCCAUGUCUUAUCGUCCCUUCCUUCUCAUCCCUUGCCAUCUCCUCCCAUCCCUUCUCAUGCCAUGAGAUUCCUUCUCCUACCUUCCCUCCCAUCCCUUCUCCUCCCUUCCCGUCCAACUCCUUCAUCCCUCUCCAUGCCACUGCACGCCCCUGUAUCUCUCCUCCGCAUGAAUCUGUUUUCCCUCAUCCAUUGCCUUCGCCUUGCCUUGCCUUGCCUCUCAGCUUUUGAGACGUCUCAAAAGUCAUCCAUUGCCUUCGCCUUGCCUUGCCUCUCAGCCUGCCCCCCAUCGCACACCUGCAUGCCAUGCAGCAUGAAGCCAGAACACCAUCGCAUUGGCUCUGCGAUCCCCCACCAUCCGUCAAGCCGUAGAUCCCCCACCAUCCGUCAAGCCUUAGGUCUACCCACCAUGGCACAGCUACAAGCCUUGCAGCAGCAGUAUCACGCUCGGGCUGCUGCAUCCUCUAGCCCUGCUGCUGCUGCGAAUGGUGCUGGGAAUGGUGAUGCCACCAGUUUUGGAGGCGCGGGGAGUGUGGGGGGGUUGAUAUCAGAGCAGGAGAUUGCGCGGAUGACAAACCCACAUACUUUGCUUCUGGCUGCAGCACAACUCAAGGCGGCAGGCAGCGUGGAUCUAGCUGCUUGCGCUCUGAGGCGUGUUCUGGAGAUUGACCAAUCAGCAUCCUCUGCAUGGCUGGGAUUGGGUCAGAUGCACAGCGGUGCAGGGCGGUGGGUGGAGGCAGCUGAAUGCUUCUCCCAGGCAAUAAACCACUCUAAGGAGCGUGCUGACGUGGCAGUACAGCUGGCAGCUCACCUGGGCGCGGGUGUGGCAUUGGCACAGCAGAGCCGCCCUUUAGAGGCAAAGGCACUGCUGCAAGUGGCAGCAGAAACGGUGCUGGAGGGGGAGCAGAGGCGAGACCCUCUGAACCGCCGGCGACACGCACAGGCCAUGCUGGCCCUCGCAAGCCUCUUGAGUGCAGAGGGAAACCGCAGGGAGGCGAGGAAGUGGGUGGUAGCAGCAGCAGACUACGACCCUUCUGUGCUGGAUACAUUCGGACAGGAGCUUGAGGGAGAGGGGGAGGAGGAGAAGGGCGUGGUAAGAGAGUGGGUGGCAGCCGGUGCAGACUACGGCCCUUCUGUGCUGUACACGUUCACAGGGGAGCUUGAAGGCGAGGAGGAGGAGGGGGCGUGGUGCAAUGGAAAGGAGGGGGUGUGUGAGGGCAACACCCUGGCUCUGAAGUGGGUGGCAGCCGGUGCAGACUACGGCCCUUCUGUGCUGUACACGUUUACAGGGGAGCUUGAAGGCGAGGAGGAGGAGGAGGAGGAGGAGGAGGAGGAGGAGGAGGAGGAGGAGGAGGAGGAGGAGGAGGAGGAGGAGGAGGAGGAGGAGGAGGAGGAGGAGGAGGAGGAGGGGUGUGCGGUGCAAGGAAAGAGGGGAGUGGUGUAA